Messenger RNA from Sodiomyces alkalinus F11, 834 nucleotides. RefSeq lists its product as hypothetical. The transcript has 9 exons. The record is from RefSeq and is a predicted model, not a curated record. The coding region runs from base 1 to 585 and encodes 194 amino acids. Lineage: Eukaryota; Fungi; Ascomycota; Sordariomycetes; Glomerellales; Plectosphaerellaceae.
AUGUGGGGUCCCGAAGUCAUUACCUGGGUCGUAUUAUUCCCGUACUUCGUGCAGGAAGCCCCUGAGAGGAUGUCCUGUUACUGGAACCUCCCCGCAUCCAAAGCCACGAAUUUGGUAUCUGAUAUUGUUCGACAGGCCAAUCUAGACAUCCCAUCAGCCUAUCAGCCUCACUACCCUCUUCCAGAGAAAGUUGAGCGUGCUGAGGACGGCAGAGCUGACGGCUAUCUGAGGGCCGGGGAACCUCCCACGCGGAUUGACAAGGGGGUUUCGUCCCGGGUUAUGGGUGAUGCCUUGGGCCAAACCGGCGCCUUCGCGACCGCUGGGUCGGUCGGAUUUCCCGAGGCGUACCGAGACAGCACCCACGAAUCGCGAUCAUGCUCAUUCCAGCGCAUCAAGCGCAUCAAUUACAGGGGGGGAGCCUCGCCUUCAGCUGGCCCGCAUACGCUGAUCCGUACUGAAUAUGAUUUGAGCCACUCUGGGCACCAUCACACGCCCGUUCACUGCAACCACCCCAGCCUACAGAUAAAGGGGACAAAUCAUUUCCAGAACCUGGGCAACCCCCAAGUCCCGCAAUGCUGGGCAUGAGAACCCUGGACAAGGCUGGGUACUCCGAAUUUAUUGGAUGGAAAAGAUGUGCGGCGGAAGGACAACAUUGGGCGGGCUAGGAGUCUCAAACAAGCUGGGGUUGAGGGACGUGUGAAUGGCCAAGGACGGGUUGUCUGGGUCGGCUGCAAUCCGCGGUCUACCAGAACAAACCCUCUUUCUCCCUGUCACGAAGUAAUUUGAGUCGCCAAGGAUUCACUUUAACCAUAAGGGUGAUCCAAUGUAUGGGGU